CGCUCGAUGGCACUUGAAAACCCAUCCCACACCAUUAACCGUGUGCCCUGUACCGCCACUAGCUAGCCGAUCAUCACCACCAGCGGCACGAGGCCGUCAUACCGUCCAAUCAGUGUGUAUCAACAUCUGCAACCGAACGGAUCGUCGAAUCGUGACGCGCAUCUGACUGUGUGCUGUAGUGUUAUCAAACGCGGGUGUGUGUACGCGGAGCGUUAGAAGAUCUGCUAGUUCCCUGAUCUUUCGCUCUCUCUCUCUCUCUCUCGCACACGCAUACACGCAUUUGUUGGUGUCAGCUUUCAGCAUUAUCUCCUCGCCACGCAGGAGAGCAGCUUUCGGUAGUCGUGGUUUGGUGAGAGAAUCGUCAAACACAUCGCAGCAUCCGAUAAGGAGACGUGCUGGGAAGUACUAAACCAGGGUAGUGCCAAAAACCGGAGCUUGUCGUUUAGCAUUUAGCGUACGAUCGGACUUUCCUCCUCCCCCCCCCCCCCCGCCCAUCCCCUACUUCGGUAUAUACGCAUCAAAAUAUUACUAGAACGAUCGCAUUCUAUCGCAGCAUGGUGUAAAACCUGUUAGGCUGCCAAAGUGAUGCUCCUACCCAGCGGUGGCUUCUGGUUCCGUGUGCGAUAAAGUGUGCGAUCAGACAUCGCGCACAGUUGGGUGAUAGUGGACGAUUGUUUCAAAAUCGAAAUCGUGCGAUCGACCCUUGCAGUGUGCUGUACAGUGAAUGGCAGAAAUUAUAAGUAUCCAAGUGUAAGAUUGAAGAAAAAAAAAAACAAAUCAAAUCAUACGUGUAUUGUGAUCAUCGCCACCCAAACAUCACAGUGCUCUCCCUUCGUAAAGUAUACAGUUCCGUUUCCCCGGGGAGACCCUACGAGCACGGUAAACAUACCAUGUUGACGGUACGAAUAAACGCCAACCGAUCGGCGCGAUCACCCCCGUUCAGUUUGCUGCUCCGAACGUGCGUGUGUUUGCUGGUACUGAUCGGUCCGCUAGCACACAGCCCGGUAGAGGGCCAGUAUCUGCAGUCACCGUGUCCGGACGUGUUUUCGUACCGGCUCGAUCCGGGCACCAACCAGGUGUUUGGCUACGUCGAGCUGGAUGGUCUACGAAUCGGUCAGUUGGUCAAGCUGAACGUUGAUCUUUCAAUUGGCGUCGCCGUACCGCAGAACAACGUCGGAUCGAUCACGUUAGUGAAAUCGAGAGAACAAACGUUCCGCGACAUUUACAACAACGAACCGGCGCAGUAUCGCGUUAAUUUCCCGUUCAACAAUGUCAUCCCGAGUGUGCUGGCAAUUAGCGUGAACGGUCAAACCAUCUGUACCGGUCAGAAAGCGUCCGGCCGGGUAGUGACCACCAUCAACUUGGAGCAUUCACUCUUCACGCAGAUGCAACCGCUGGCCAACGGGAAUGGUGGUAACAACGUCAACCAGAUACCGUACCAGCCGCCACAAAAUGUGGCACCACAAGCACCCAUAUAUCGACCGGUGCAGCGACCACAGGUGAUACCAGCGCCACAAAGCCCAACAGUGGACUCCGUGGAGGAGGAGGAGGAGGAAAUUGGCUGUGGGCAACCGGCGCAAGUGUUUAACCGGCUCUCGAUCAACGGUAUCCGUUCGCCCAAGGGACAGUUCCCGUGGGCGGCACCCAUCUUCGAUACCGGCGUCCCAUCGAAACCAAGGUACAUCUGCGGCAGUACAAUUAUUACAGAACGGCACGUGUUGACCGCUGCUCACUGCCUGUACAAUCCGGCGGGUGAAGAGCGAACGCCGUCCGAUAUAACGAUCAUACCGGGCAUGUACAACAUCGACGACUUCUUCGAUGGCGAUCUGCAGGAGCGCAUCGUCACGCGCAUCGUUAUCCACGAAGAUUACUAUUUUGAGGAUUCCGGACUAUCAGAUUCCGACAUUGCCCUGAUGAAGGUCGACCAACCGAUUGUCUAUAACAAUCUCGUACGGCCAAUCUGUCUGUGGCAGGGAAGUGACAACCUGGAGCAGAUUGUCGGCACCAAGGGUUUCGUGUCGGGGUGGGGUGUUACCGAGGAUGGAAAUGCGAAGUAUCCUAGCUAUGUUUUGGCUACCGUUGUCGAUCGACGAACAUGCUCUCGUAACCUGGACAAGUUUAUUGCCGGCACGUCACGUUUGUUCUGUGGGGACGGACACGGAUCGGUACCGUGCACCGGCGAUUCUGGCAGUGGGCUCGUUAUCAAACGUGGUACAAAAUACUACAUACGCGGUAUCGUAUCUGUCGGACAGCGUGACCCUAAUACACUAACAUGCGCACGUGACAAAUAUGUAGUCUACACGGAUGUUGCACCAUUCCGUUACUGGUUGUCGAAAAGCAUAAGGCUCUAGAGGAUUAAACACCUUGUCCUGUAGCCUGCACCUUGCCUCAAGCUAGCAAGUAAUUCUGUGAAUGACACACGUACACACACACACACACACACAUAGACGGCCAAAUAUUGCGUACAACUGAAUACUGAAAAAUACGCUCCUUAGAGCUAUUACUUUAUUGCUAGAUCUUGGUAAAGGUAAAACAAAAACCAAGAAGACUCAUGCCCACCCGGGAUCGGUGUGCUGCUCGAAGGGAUACCCGGCCAGUGGACAACCGAUAAAUAGUGUAAUGAUAAGAACGCGAAAGAUGUGCGUUUUUUGUUCGGAGGUAAUCCAAGUCAACAAAACUAAGAAAAUAAAGGAUACAUUGCGUA
This is a messenger RNA of Anopheles funestus (African malaria mosquito), 2704 nucleotides long. Its product is annotated as serine protease gd-like. The coding region runs from base 891 to 2351 and encodes 486 amino acids. NCBI's taxonomy places the organism in Eukaryota, Metazoa, Arthropoda, Insecta, Diptera, Culicidae. Gene Ontology annotation, biological process: proteolysis. The record is from RefSeq and is a predicted model, not a curated record. The transcript is spliced from 3 exons. Gene Ontology annotation, molecular function: serine-type endopeptidase activity.